GAUGAGGACCAGGGGAAAUUCAACCAGGACCUGGUGCAACACAUGCAGACCCACAGCAGCAACAGCCUGUACGUCUGCAGCGAUUGUGGCAAGAGCUUCACCAAGAAUUGCGACCUCAGAAGGCACCGUUACGCCCACACUGGGAAAAGACCCUAUGUCUGUGACAAGUGCAGCAAGAGCUUUGUUCGCAGCUCCCACCUCACUGAGCACCGCCGCACCCACACUGGGGAGAGGCCCUUUGCCUGUACUGACUGUGGGAGGAGUUUCACUCAAAAAUACAACCUCACCAUGCAUCGCCGCAUCCACACCGGUGAGAGGACCUUUGCCUGUACUGAGUGUGGGAAGAGUUUCAUGAGGUUCUAUGACCUCACCGUGCAUCGCCGCACGCACACUGGAGAGAAGCCCUUUGCCUGUACUGAGUGUGGGAAGAGUUUCAUGAGGUCCCCCGACCUCACUCUGCACUGCCGCACCCACACUGGGGAGAAGCCCUUUGCCUGUAACACCUGCAGCAAGAGCUUUACCCGAAAGUCGACACUCAUCCUGCACCAUCGUGCCCACACUGGGGAGAAGCCGUACGUCUGUGGGGACUGUGGUGAGAGUUUCUCCAGAAAAUCCACCCUCAACCGGCACAGUCAGACCCACACCAGUGGGAAGGCCGUUGCCUGA
Merops nubicus (carmine bee-eater) is the source of this 666-nucleotide messenger RNA. Its product is annotated as gastrula zinc finger protein XlCGF49.1-like. Gene Ontology annotation, biological process: regulation of transcription by RNA polymerase II. Lineage: Eukaryota; Metazoa; Chordata; Aves; Coraciiformes; Meropidae. The transcript has a single exon. The record is from RefSeq and is a predicted model, not a curated record. The annotation marks the transcript as partial. Gene Ontology annotation, molecular function: DNA-binding transcription factor activity; RNA polymerase II cis-regulatory region sequence-specific DNA binding.